AUGAAGUUCUCGAGCACCAAUUCUUUUGUCCUGGUUCUGUCGGGCCUGACUUUGCCAGCGGCGGCGCUGAAUGAUGGGAUCGCGAGGAAACCACAGAUGGGCUUUAACACAUGGAAUUCCUUCAAAGCAACGAUCGACGAGAGCGUCAUGGUAACAGCAGCCGAGAAGCUCGUGUCUUUGGGUCUGAAAGGUGUUGGAUAUAUCUACGCCAAUAUGGACGAGGGCUGGCAAGCAAACUACACCCGAGAGGAGACGGGGGGAAAGCUUUUGGCAAAUUCUACACGAUUUCCAAAUGGGAUCAAGCAUCUUGCAGACAGAAUACAUAACCUGGGGCUGAAGGUUGGCAUCUACUCGGAUGCGGGAGUUUGGUCUUGCUUCAAGAACCCGGGGAGUUACGGGUAUGAAUAUGAGGAUGCUCAGGAUUUCGCUGACUGGGGGAUCGACUAUCUGAAAUACGAUAACUGCGCUGGUGCCGAAAGCUAUUAUCACCCGCCUCAGGUCCGCUUUGGAGAGAUGCGCGAUGCCCUAAAAGCAACUGGUAGAGAGAUUCUCUUCUCCCUAUGCGAAUGGGGCUAUAUGUUUCCCUGGUUGUGGUCCCAUGAGAUUGGCCACUCCUACCGUAUGAGCGGCGAUAUAUAUCAACAUUACACCGUUGACAAGUCUGGAUGCCGUGGAAAGACGGCAUAUUCGUUGACUACUGGCGAUGGCGGUUGUUCUGUCCUCACUAUAAUCCGCAAGAUGCGCGAAAUCACCCAAUAUCAGCAGCCGGGUUCAUGGGCCGAUAUGGACAUGCUCGAGAUUGGCAACGUUGUCAACGCCACUGUCUACGAGGAGCAAACACAUUUCUCCUACUGGGCCGCUCUCAAAUCCCCACUCAUCAUCGGCGCCAAUCUCGCCACUAUCUCCAACAGUUCCGUUGAGAUCCUCAAAAACACUGAGAUUAUCGCCCUAAACCAGGACGAUCUUACCGUUGCCCCAUGGUAUAUUGCUAGCAUCAGCAUCGAAAAUAAUCAGCAGUACUGGGCUGGUCCGCUCAGCGACGGGUGGGUCGUGCUGAUGACGAACGAGCUGAAGACGGAGCAGGAUCUUACCAUAAAGUGGGAGGAUAUUGACGGUCUACCCGCGGGUAAGUGGAGGGUAAGGGAUAUAUGGGAAAGGAAGGACUUAGGUGUAAAAAGUGAGGGAGUUACGGUGAAGGGGGUAAAGUACUUUCAGACGAAGGUAUUGAAGUUAACGAAAGAGAAGAGGUGA
This is a messenger RNA of Morchella importuna, 1251 nucleotides long. RefSeq lists its product as uncharacterized. The transcript is spliced from 10 exons. Gene Ontology annotation, molecular function: hydrolase activity, hydrolyzing O-glycosyl compounds. Lineage: Eukaryota; Fungi; Ascomycota; Pezizomycetes; Pezizales; Morchellaceae. Gene Ontology annotation, biological process: carbohydrate metabolic process. Bases 1 to 1251 code for a protein of 416 amino acids. The record is from RefSeq and is a predicted model, not a curated record.